AUGGACGGAUAUGUAGCUCGAGGCUACCAGCUGGAAAUGCUAGAGCAGAGCUUGAAGGAGAAUAUAAUCCUGGUGAUGGACACUGGAAGCGGGAAAACGCACGUGGCAAGCAUGCGAAUAACAGCCGAACUUGCGCGGUGUAGCUCGGAAAAGAUAGUUUGGUUCCUGGCGCCCACGGUCGCGCUCGCCGCUCAGCAGAAAGAAGCUAUCGCUUUACAUAUCCCAGCUAUCAACAUCAGACUGUUAAUCGGGGACGACGGGGUGGAUCGCUGGAGUGAGCAGAGGAUUUGGGAUGCUGCGCUUUGCGAUAUGAGUGUCGUUGUUUCAACGCACGCCGUUUUGGCGGACGCGUUGGCGCAUGGGUUUGUUAGGAUGGAGAAGUUGGCGCUUAUUGUUUUUGACGAGGCUCAUCACUGUGUCAAGAACCACCCGGGUAAUCGGAUUAUGAGAGAUUUCUACCAUCCCACUAAGAAGAGCAGAGGCCCGCAGGCUGUGCCUCACAUUCUGGGAUUGACAGCGAGCCCAAUUAUGAAAUCCAAGGUCGCUGAUAUCCGGAAAAUCGAGAACAAUCUUGACGCAGUGAGCCGGACUCCGCAACUACAACGACAAGAACUCAUGAAAUACAUCCACCGGCCAAAUCUAUCUUUACUAAUAUACCCUACCGUAUCUGCCAAUGCAAUCCCUCCUGAGGAAGUACACUCCCUCCAAGUAUUAUUCCAACUCCUCCCUGACCGAAACUAUGGCCCUUCCUCAGAUUUCACCGGUGCCCUGAUUGGCCUGAUAGGCGCAAAAGCGCAAGACCAGAUGACCAGGUUCUUUAUUAAAGCCAUGAGAAUCUACUAUACGCUGGGUGCCUGGGCUGCGGACUUUUUUAUCACAGAGACGACGCGCAGGACCGUGGGACAGGUGGAAUCAAAUGUCAACAGCUUAUGGGUAGACCAAGCGAAGGUAGGCUUAGCUGAGAGGCUACAGCCCGUUUUGCACACCAGUCGAAUCCCGCUUUGUGCCUCCGGCGCUGUCUCUGGAAAGGCUGAGCGUCUUUUAUCAUUUUUGCAACAAGAGCACCAUGGAAACAUAGCCGGGAUUGUCUUUGUCAAGGAACGGACUGCUUCAUAUGUGCUGGCAGAGCUUAUUGCACAACAUCCAGCAACUCGAGAUGUAUUCCGCUGCACAUCAUGUAUGGGGUCUACAAACAAGGGCAAAAAACAUGAUAUUUUCAACGUGCUGGAUUCAGACGAAGUGGACGAGACGCUGUUGCAGUUUCGAGAGGGCGGCAAGAAUCUGAUUGUGGCUACAGAUGUCCUUGAGGAAGGCAUUGACUUGACGGCUUGUCAUUUAGUUGUAUGCUUUGACCAGCCAAGUAACCUUAAGUCGUUCAUUCAAAGACGGGGUCGUGCUCGACAGAAACAAUCGACAUUUGCGAUUAUGGUUGCAGAUGAUGAUACAUCGGAUGCGAUCAAGCGGUGGCAGGAGCUCGAGGAAGAAAUGAUCCGACUGUAUAAAGACCAUAAGCGGACGUUGCAAAAUCUCGAACAGUUGGAGGAAUUGCCAGAGGGCGUUGGAUUUCAACUGAGUUUGCGGACGGGAGCAUUGCUAACAGCAGAUACUGCGGUUUCACACCUUUAUCAUUUCUGCACCACGCUACAAUCCAAGGAGCUUGUCGACUUACGCCCUCGAUUCAAAAUCGAGAAAGAACCCAAAACCGGCCGGUUCAGAGCCACAGUCAUCCUCCCAAGUAGUCUCGAUCCAACCCUCCGUGUUGCGCAAGGUCUUCUGUGGUGGCUCACAGAGCGUGCAGCCAAAAAGGACGCAGCCUUCCAAGCAUACACCGCAAUGCAUCGAGCAAAGCUGGUGAAUGACAACUUCCUUCCUCUAACCCAGAGUCGAUUCUUAGCACAAGACGCCGAGGGCGAUGAGGAUAUGAUCAACAGACCCAAAUUCGCCAAUUUCGACUCUUACGACCCAUGGAAAGAGAUGUCGAGGUCAUGUUUAGGCGCGAAUGUACAUAGGUCUCGCAUUUCCAUAAAACAGAACGGGAUACCUCGUCCUGACCUUGGAGUAGCCAUGAUAACACCGGUCGAAAUACCCGGAGCGGAACCCUUGACGUUAUAUUGGGACAGCGAGACUACUUUCGAGAUCUCUUCGGAGAAAUCAGAAGCCAUUAGUGUAUCGCCACUUGACAUACAGCUUAUGCGAGAGACUACGCAAAUUCUACUGCACUCUGCGCGGACAAAACAACCGGAGGGUGAUGACAAAAAGCACUAUGCUGUCUUGAUAACUCCAGACGUUCCGGCUGAAACUGCUAGCCUCGCAAAAUGGCUGGGUGCUAACAAAGGCACACAUAACUGCCUACAGUGGUAUAACGAGAACUAUCCUGCUGCUCCACCUGGAAUUAUUAGAAGCCGUACAGUAUACAACAGGCCACACCAAUUUGUCCGCUGGAUACCUCCCGAGAAUGGCUCAGAACUGUUGGUGCAGGUGCGGCCUUUCAAAAGGAACUGGGACUUGUUACAUCGAAAUUCGUCGUUAUCAGCAGUGCAGAAUCCCAAUGGUAAGGAAUCAGAAGCCAAGGACACGCAGAUACAAGCCCGAAUCUGCACUUCUGACCGUCUACCUUGGGAAACGGGACGGGUCAGCAUCCUUCUGCCUCCGCUGAUGCACGAACUGCAGCGGAAUCUAAUAGCAGUAGGUCUCUGCAAAACGUUGCUACGGGAUAUUCCCGGGAUCAGUAUCCGGACCGUCGCAGAAGCCAUAACGUGUCCCUCAGUACAAUGGACGAAUAAUUACCAGCGCCUUGAAUUCCUCGGUGACGCUGUCCUCAAAUACGCUGUGUGCAUUCAGCUCUUCCACGACAACCCACUCUGGCCCGAAGGGUAUCUAACCCAGCGGAAGAGCCAUGUUGUCUCCAACACAUCACUCACAGACGCUGCCAUGCGCGCAAACCUACAGAAAUACAUCUUCACUAAAGCGUUCAUGGCCCGUAAAUGGACAGUCCCAACCCUAACAGCAGCAAAGUCUCUUCCCGCACCCCCCGAAGGGGAACUGUCAAUCAAAAUGGCCGCAGACGCCCUAGAAGCCCUUAUCGGCGCAGCAUACGUUGAUGGCGGCAUACCGCUCGCCUGGUCAAUGAUCCACCUAUUCCUCCCCAACGUCGUCCGAGACAUGCCGCCAUCCAUCGGCUCCUCACCAGACCAUAAUCUAAGCCCUAUCCCCAUCGCACCGCUAAACCUCGACCAUAACAUCGACCAACUAGUGGGCUACCAUUUCACAGACCGUUCCUUGAUCUGGGAAGCUCUCACCCACCCUUCGUGGCAACGAGACCUCUCCACAGGAUCCUACCAGCGCCUCGAGUUCCUGGGCGACGCGUUGCUUGACCUCAUCAUCAACCGCCGCAUCUUCGCACACACACCCGCCAUGCCAGAGAGCACAAUGACACAUGUCAAAGCCGCGCUUGUGAACUCGCACUUCCUCGCUUUUCUCUGCAUGGAACAUAACCUCAAAACAGAGGUCCGUUCGAUCCAGCAGUCUCCACAAACCGGAAAAUUCGAAACCACAGUUACAAAGGGUACUCUUGAGUUGUGGAAAUUCAUGCGCUUCGAUAGCCCCGGCAUCCCAAUCGGCCAGCGCGCGCUCCUCCAGCGCCAUGCGAACCUCCGCGACAUGAUCAAGCACCAGCUAGAAUGCGGGGAUACGUUCCCCUGGGGCUUACUUACGCAACUACGCGCCGAAAAAUGCUACUCGGAUAUCAUCGAGAGCAUCAUAGGUGCGAUCUUCAUCGACACACACGGAGACAUCGACGAAUGCGAGAGAUUCUUACGCCGUAUCGGGUUGAUGAGACAUCUCGACCGCGUCCUGGUAGAUAAUGUGAUUGUUAAGCACCCGCGAACGAGGCUUUAUACCAUGGUUGGAUCGAGGAAGGUCGAGUAUAUUAAUGUGCAGGGCGAGGGGGACAUUGAGGAUGUUGGGAUUGGUGUUCGUGUUACGCUGGAUGGGGAGGAGUUGGCGACUGUGCUGGGGUGUUUUUCGAAGGAUGAGGCUGUUGCUAGGGGGGCUGAAAUGGCGGUUGAGAGGUUGCGCGAGAUUCUUUCAAUGUCGAAUGAGGGAUAG
This is a messenger RNA of Aspergillus chevalieri, 4107 nucleotides long. RefSeq names its product putative RNA helicase/RNAse III (gene DCL2). Gene Ontology annotation, biological process: siRNA processing. The record is from RefSeq and is a predicted model, not a curated record. The transcript has 6 exons. Bases 1 to 4107 code for a protein of 1368 amino acids. Gene Ontology annotation, cellular component: nucleus; RISC complex; cytoplasm. NCBI's taxonomy places the organism in Eukaryota, Fungi, Ascomycota, Eurotiomycetes, Eurotiales, Aspergillaceae. Gene Ontology annotation, molecular function: ribonuclease III activity; ATP binding; RNA binding.